AUGGCUCACAACAACGGUAGUGGUGUCAUGGACCGCGAAACGGCGAACCCGUCGCGUGCAUCAUCGAUCGAUCGAGUGUCAGUUAAAGUGUUACCGUCACCGUUCAUACCCACGGAUCCGGAGUUGUGGUUCAGGAUGCUGGAGGGCGGUUUCGUAGCUGCAGGAAUAACCCAGGACAGCACCAAAUAUGGCCACGUUAUCACAGCCCUCGACCAAAGGUAUGCUCUGGAGGUCCGUGAUAUACUUAUGAGAGAGGAACAAUCAUACGAGCUUUUGAAAACCGAAUUGAUCAAGCGCCUUGGCUCUUCGCGCGAGCAGAACACGCGCCAACUAUUAGAAAACGAGCUUCUCGAAGAUCGCAAGUCGUCGCAGUUUCUCCGACAUCUUCGCGGCCUUGCCGAUACGGAGUUUCCGGAGGACAUCUUGCAGACGCUCUGGCUGGGCCGUCUGCCUAGACAUGUCCAAGCACUCCUCGCGGCUCAUCGGGACCUCACGCUCGAUAAGCGAGCCGAUAUCGCGGAUUCGAUCGCGGACUUGUACGGCCCGGUAGGGCUCAUCGCCGAGACGACAGCCACCGCACCUCAGCCUAUCCGAGCUCACGGUGAUGAUCUAACGCGCGUGAUGACGGAGGUGGUACAGAGACUCGUAGCCAUCGAAGUCAACACCCAAGGAGCGCGUCAAUCUACUAGCGGAACCUGCGAAGCCUGCGGAAGGUCGCGCUCGCGCUCCCGAUCGCGUACGCGGUCACGCAGCCGACGUCCUGGUGCAGCUAGCGAUAUAUGCUGGUACCACUGGCAAUACGGCGAUCAGGCAAGAAAUUGCGAAAAACCGUGCAAAUACGACGACAAAUCUUCGGGAAACGAACAGGGCAGUCGCUAA
Molecule: messenger RNA, 879 nt
Organism: Camponotus floridanus (Florida carpenter ant)
Lineage: Eukaryota; Metazoa; Arthropoda; Insecta; Hymenoptera; Formicidae
Exons: 1
Coding region: 1-879 (292 amino acids)
Source: RefSeq, a predicted model, not a curated record